Molecule: messenger RNA, 1553 nt
Organism: Patella vulgata (common limpet)
Lineage: Eukaryota; Metazoa; Mollusca; Gastropoda; Patellidae
Product: actin, cytoplasmic 1
Exons: 2
Coding region: 98-1225 (375 amino acids)
Source: RefSeq, a predicted model, not a curated record
GAGCUGACCGGUUCAACAUUCUAGAAACAGCAGGGCUUGUGGAAAGAGCUCAGUUUGUUAGUAUCCAUAUAACUAUUAUAAUACAAAAUAUUUCACCAUGGAUGAAGACGUAGCAGCACUCGUUAUUGAUAAUGGAUCUGGUAUGUGCAAAGCCGGUUUCGCCGGUGAUGAUGCCCCAAGAGCUGUUUUCCCAUCAAUUGUUGGACGACCAAGACAUCAGGGUGUCAUGGUUGGUAUGGGACAGAAAGACAGUUAUGUUGGAGAUGAAGCCCAAUCCAAAAGAGGUAUCCUCACCUUGAAAUACCCCAUUGAACACGGUAUCGUCACCAACUGGGAUGAUAUGGAAAAGAUCUGGCAUCACACUUUCUACAAUGAACUUCGAGUUGCUCCAGAAGAACAUCCCGUCCUUUUAACUGAAGCUCCCCUCAACCCCAAAGCCAACAGAGAAAAGAUGACCCAAAUCAUGUUUGAAACCUUCAAUUCACCAGCUAUGUAUGUUGCUAUCCAAGCUGUAUUAUCCUUGUAUGCUUCUGGUCGUACCACCGGUAUUGUACUGGAUUCUGGUGAUGGUGUCACCCACACCGUCCCCAUCUAUGAAGGUUAUGCCCUUCCCCACGCCAUCAUGAGAUUGGAUUUGGCUGGUAGAGAUUUGACCGAUUACUUGAUGAAAGUCUUGACCGAGAGAGGUUACUCAUUCACUACCACAGCUGAGAGAGAAAUUGUUCGAGAUAUCAAGGAAAAAUUAUGUUAUGCUGCUCUUGAUUUCGAACAAGAAAUGGCAACGGCUGCCUCGUCAUCAUCUUUGGAAAAGAGUUAUGAACUUCCUGAUGGUCAAGUCAUCACUAUUGGUAACGAAAGAUUCCGAUGCCCAGAAGCUGUUUUCCAACCAUCUUUCUUAGGUAUGGAAUCUUCUGGUAUUCAUGAAACAACUUACAAUUCUAUAAUGAAAUGCGAUGUUGAUAUCCGUAAAGACUUGUAUGCCAAUACUGUAUUAUCUGGAGGUUCUACCAUGUAUCCUGGUAUUGCCGACAGAAUGCAGAAAGAAAUCACUGCCUUGGCCCCAGCCACAAUGAAGAUAAAAAUUAUUGCCCCACCAGAGAGGAAAUAUUCCGUAUGGAUUGGUGGUUCCAUCUUGGCUUCUCUCUCGACCUUCCAACAGAUGUGGAUCUCCAAACAAGAAUAUGAUGAAUCCGGUCCCGCAAUCGUCCACAGAAAAUGUUUCUAAACAUAUUAGUCAGUAUUACUAUAUGGAGUACUAACAUUGUGAUGCUCUGAACUGUUUAAAGGUGAAAAAUCAAGCAAUGGUCGAGAUCCAGCUGUGUCGAUCCAUCUGAAAAUUUAAGAUCUUCAGAACUAAAUGAAACCAAUUCUUUAAAAAAAAACAAACAUAACAUAACAUAAAAACAAAACAAUCGACCCCAUAUUUAAAGACAGAAAUCUCAUUUGUCAAUCAUUAAUUUAUAAUUGUGCGGACAUAAUGUUGAUUUUUAUUGUUAAUGUUUAAUCUUUUUUGUACAAUAGUUUUAUACAAAAAAUACAAAAAAAUCCUCAGA